AUGGCCAACUUUCUAAGCCUGCCUCUAGAGAUCCGGCAGGAAAUCUACUUCCUCGCAACACCAGCUCGUGUAGUCCACCUCAAAGCUGAUUGCAAUGGUUUUUGUAGUCGUUUGCCGAUCGGGAUUUCCGACUGGCCACUAGGUAGAUGCCCCCGGAACCAUUGUUUCUACAGCAAAGCUCCAGUCCCAGCCCUUCUUCAUACAUCUUUCGAAGCGCGAAGCUACUUAAGGGAGAAGGGAUACCAGCUCGCUUUCAAGACCAAGACCCGGGAGCCAAUGACGUGGUUCAAUUAUGAUCGAGACGUCCUACUUACAGAUCAAACAUCUUAUAGCAAUGUGCAGUUCGAUGCUGAUGAAGCUGCGAGAGUGCGCCGCUUGGCUGUUGAUUGUCCCACCGAUUGUCUCUACGACCCGAUAGGAUAUGACGAGCUGCCAACCUUACACCGUUGUGGAGAUUACUGCUUGUAUCCAUUUAUCAAGGAUUUCCCGGCCUUGGAGGAGGUUUUUGUGGUUGACUGGAAACGAAAUACUUUCCCCACGGAACUAACAAGGAACACGGACUAUCCUUUCGAAAUUCCAUCGAUGCGACACCGUUACGAUACAGAGAAUCUCUGGAAAUGCGUUAAAGUCGAGGAUAGUUCCCUGUUACGAACGAUGUACCUCCACGACCUCAGGGAAGAAGAAUACAACGGACCGAGUAUCUUAGGCGGCCUUGGACAUGGUCCUGCACCCAAGAUUGCAGACUGGGGUACUUUCGGCCACCGGAGUGCAUAUGUGCAGUUGGAACUUGCUGUCUGCCGGGAAGGUCAAGAGCAUUCUGUUGGCGACUGGAGGGUGCCGAGAAUGAUAACUCCGGUGCAUUUGAUUGAUGAGCGACAGGAAGAGAUUUUGCAGCAGAAACAGAAGAUUGCUGUCGAUGAGUUGCAGCAACUGCGGGAAGACUGGGCUCCUGCUUUAAAGGAGAGAAAAGAGCGAAUAGAUUCCGGGGGUGGUGUGAUCAGUCAACGUGAACUACAGUAUCUUUGGGCAAAUCGCUGGGAGAUAACGUGCUGGAUCGAAAAGGAUACAUUUUCAUAG
Messenger RNA from Fusarium subglutinans, 1077 nucleotides. RefSeq lists its product as uncharacterized. Bases 1 to 1077 code for a protein of 358 amino acids. The transcript has a single exon. The record is from RefSeq and is a predicted model, not a curated record. NCBI's taxonomy places the organism in Eukaryota, Fungi, Ascomycota, Sordariomycetes, Hypocreales, Nectriaceae.